Molecule: messenger RNA, 764 nt
Organism: Platichthys flesus (European flounder)
Lineage: Eukaryota; Metazoa; Chordata; Actinopteri; Pleuronectiformes; Pleuronectidae
Exons: 2
Coding region: 19-756 (245 amino acids)
Biological process (GO): regulation of transcription by RNA polymerase II
Cellular component (GO): transcription regulator complex; nucleus
Source: RefSeq, a predicted model, not a curated record
CACAACCACGAUUCUACUAUGGACAACAACAUUGAAGAGCGCCUAGUGGAAGAGUUCCGGAGGUACGAGCACUUAUACAACCAGUCCACGAGCACCUACAAGGACGCACAGAUGACCGCGAACUCAAGGAGCGAGAUUUCGGCUGCCUUCGGUCUCGAUGUGCAAGAGUGCAUUCAGAGAUGGAGGAGGAUUCGGGACCGAUUUGUCCGGGUCAAGAACACCACAGAGGGCAGCAGUGACGAUGCAGAGGGGCAGAAGUACCCUGCUUUCUUUAUCUCUAGGUCGUGGUUGUUGCCACACAUAAAGCAUAGUGAGACCACGUCAAACUACGACAAUAAGCAGCCGGAGCCAUCCUGCCCCGAGUCAUCAGUCUCAGAAUCCGAGUCUUCCCCUGAGUCAUCCACUUCGGAAUCUGAGUCCUCUCCUCGUGUGCUGGCUGCCUACCCUCCAGCCUCCAUGCUCACGCCAUGUCGUCGUUCACAGAAGAGGAGAAGACGGAUGGAGCAAGACCGGAGUUACAUAACCGAAGUGUUCUCUAAGCUCGAGGAGAGCAGGCAACAAUUGUACAGGACCUUUGUGGCCGUGGCACCUCGUCCAUCUCCAGAAGACGAAUUCUCAUGCUGGGGACAGUACAUGGGUGUUAUGGCAAAGAAUCUGCCCAAAGACAAACAACAGGAAUUAAUGUUUCAGGUAUGGAAACUGAUGCAUUUUAACCAGCCCGAUGAGGGGCCUUGUGUUUCAAGUUACCAUAGUUAGUAUAGUAU